Neohortaea acidophila is the source of this 2171-nucleotide messenger RNA. RefSeq names its product ferric-chelate reductase-like protein. Gene Ontology annotation, molecular function: ferric-chelate reductase activity. Gene Ontology annotation, biological process: intracellular iron ion homeostasis; copper ion import; iron ion transport. The coding region runs from base 77 to 2008 and encodes 643 amino acids. Lineage: Eukaryota; Fungi; Ascomycota; Dothideomycetes; Mycosphaerellales; Teratosphaeriaceae. The transcript is spliced from 7 exons. The record is from RefSeq and is a predicted model, not a curated record. Gene Ontology annotation, cellular component: plasma membrane.
AAUCUCGUUUCCUUCUCCGAGUUCCCCAGCGGCCCCCAGCAACGCAGAGCACGACCCUCAGCCUUGCGACACAAUCAUGCACAUGCACGCAGAGGUCGCGGCCUGGCUUUCCUACCCGCUGCAACUGCAUUCGAGUCGUGCGUUCGAUUGCGAUGGCUUCACGCCGGAGCAGUGUGAAUACUACCAGGAAAAGUGGCAUUUCUGGUACCAAGCCGAUCACGUAUUCGCCUUGCCGACCGUCGCUUUCUUCAUGUGUAGCAUCGGGAUUUUCAUCAUUGGCCACUUCCUCACACAACUCUCCGUACUACGCAAGAAACGAGAUUCGUCUUCACUAUGGCGAAAGACGAUUGCUGCAACUCGAUAUCUUGCCUACCGCGGCUUCCACAUCGAACGCCUGAGAUGGAACUCGGCACCCAUUGGGUUGUUGCUUCUGGCAGCAAUUGGAGUCGUCUACUUCUUUUGCAUGGAUCUCGUCCCGCAGCCGUACUACUGGCCCAGUCUCUCCUACGGCCACUCACCGCCGCUAGCAACUAGAUCCGGAUGGUUGGCUCUGGCAUGCAUGCCGUUCGUCUUUGCAACCUCGACCAAGACCAACUGGAUCACCCUGCUGACCGGCGUACCACACGAAAAGCUCCAAUUCUUCCAUCGAUGGAUCGCGUAUGCCUUCUUCAUCCUGUCGCUGCUGCACACCUUCCCUUUCAUCGUGUACUCGAUCCGCUUCCACAUCAUGGUGGAACAAUUCACCCAGGGCGCUCUUGUGUUCUACUGGACAGGCAUUGUCGCCAUCAUCUGCCAAGCUUGGCUCACCUUUGCAUCCCACAGCUCGAUUCGCAAGCUUCUCGGCUACGAGUUCUUCAAAGCUUCGCAUUUGCUCGUAGUGGUCGUAUUCAUCGUUACUCUAUUCUGGCAUUGCGGUGCCACGUUGACAUCAUGGGACUACUUCAUCGCCACCGCAGCAGUGUAUGUGCCGUGUUUCGUCUUCGCCUGGGUGCGCACCAUCUUCGAACACGGCACCAACCAGAAGGCACGAAUCUACGUCGAAGACAACGGCCUCACUCGCAUCGAGGUCCCCGCCAAGUUCGACUGGGCUCUCGGGCAGCACUGCUUCCUGCGCUUCACAAGUUUCGGCAUUCACGCCUUCUCAUCCCACCCCUUCACCAUCUGCUCCUUGCCGGAAUUUGACGGACAGUCGACUGCGACCUUCUAUAUCCGUCACCAGCGCGGUUUCACUGCACGCCUUUACAACUAUGCUUUAUCGAGGCCGGGGGUCUCUGUUCCGGUGCUAGUGGACGGGCCGUAUGGCGGUCUUGAUAUGAGCAAAUUCGACGGCAGCGAUCGACUUGUGGUGAUUGCCGGUGGUUCUGGAGCAGGCUGGUCCUUGUCCUUCAUCGAAGAGUUUGCUCGGCGUAGUCUGCCAUGGAUGCAGCGAGAUGCACCUCUGGAAACCAUCUCCUCAGAAGAGAGCAAGCCUGCCCUCGAGAAAGGCACCAACGACUCAAGUUUGGCCAGAUCUCAGUCAAUGAGAGUGAUACUGGCUACCAGGGAUACCUCUACCCGUGUCUGGUAUCACAAUGCCAUCAACGAGCUGCUGCGAAAGUACUCACUCGACACCUCCGCGAUCGAGAUCGACGUGCAAGUCUAUCUGACUGGCGAAGCGGAGAGGCAUUCUGAUACCCACAAUCCUUCCACAAGUCCAGACGACUCGACCGCAUCCUCUUCACUGGAAGAACUCAACAUCGAGAUGGACAACAAAGAUGCAAAGGGAGGCUCGUCGCCGGACAAAGCAGCUGGCGAAGAAUACCGCGGCCGACCGGACCUACCGCUCAUCAUUCAAGAAGAGACGGGCAAAAGCUGUGGGAACGGAGACUCCAUCGGCGUGUUUGUUUGCGGGCCCGGGACGAUGCAGCAUGAUGUGCGGAAUGCGGUGGCGAGAGCCAAUUUGGGCAUUCUCAAGGGCUCGAGCUCGGGUGAGGUUUACUUGCAUACCGAGAGUUUCGAUUGGGCGUGAGGCGUGGACAUGGGGGAGUUUGAGAGAGAUAGAUAGAUUCUGAUGAUGACAUUGCUGAGCUUUUUGAACAAUUUGCUCAAUGCGAGCGAGUAUCACCAAACUUGCAUCAUGAAAGUCAGGCGUGCACUCCUUACAUUGUCCCAAGGUUUCCAUUCAAUGCACU